UUUACUUAUGUUUAUGUGUAUAGCAAUAUAUUCAUGUUUGAAAGAUUUCCACAUAAAUUCUAGUAAAAUGCCUUUGCUGUCAGAGUUAAAAACAAAAACAAAAAUCAAAUAUUUACAGAAACUGACUAAUUGACUUAUUAUCGUUUUCGCGAAUUACUGGAUGCACAGUUGGUCAGAACAGCUGAGUCAAUCAUUGUUUAUAUAAAUAUACAUAUAUGGUAAUUGCAUUCGAUCGAUAAAUCAGAAAGGCAAAAGCGUUUCAUUUGCCUACCAAACGCGUCAGUGGACAGAUCAAAGUCAUAAUGUUGCGGCAAUGCAGUUCCUAUGAUGAUUUGAGUGAACGUUUUCGCAUGUUCGAUGGACAAUCGCUGGACUCGCUGCAGGAUCGCAUUGAAAUGAAUCCAAAUGGCAGAGGUCUUGGCAGUCUUUCGGUAGACGCUAUAGAUGAUUGCUAUACGAUAACCUGCUCACAAUCCCAUUCUGGCCUGCUGAGGGAGCAUAAUUUUAAGGUGAAAUCGUAUUAUUACAAUGGCGGUCAUUGUGUGCACUGCAAGAAACGAAUUCGCUUUGCCAUGGCCAGUCUGCGGUGUCGUUCCUGUCCCCUGCGUUGUCACAUUUCUUGCUGUCGUCAUCUCACAGUGAAUUGUAUUCCACAGCCACUGAUGACCACAAAACGUGGUCACUUAAGGGAUUUUGCACCCACUGUGGCACCCAUGGUGCCAGCUUUGAUAGUUCAUUGUGUCACAGAGAUUGAGUCCCGUGGCCUGCAGCAAGAGGGUCUCUAUCGGAUAUCCUCCACUCGAGCGAAGUGCAAAAGUCUGCGGCAGAAGCUAUUGCGUGGCAAGUCCACGCCCCAUUUGGGCAAUAAGGAUACACACACGUUAUGCUGCUGCGUAAAGGAGUUCCUGCGGCGAUUAGUUGAACCUCUUAUUCCAAUAUAUCAUCGCAAGGAUUUUGAGAGAGCCACCCACAUGGAAAAUCCCUUGGCCAUCGAGGAGGCCGUCUAUUUGUCCAUGUUGCAGUUGCAGCAAGCGCAUCGCGAUACCUUGGCCUAUCUCAUACUCCAUUGGCAACGGGUGGCCGAAAGUCCUCCUGUACGGAUGACUGUACACAAUCUAGCCACAGUAUUUGCCCCCACUCUAUUUGGAGAUCUUGAUUUGAGUCUCAAAAAUGUUGUCAUCUGGCAACAGACAUUAACUGUUCUACUCCUUCUCCCUGCUGGUUUCUGGGCACAAUUUCUGGAAGUGCAGCCUACAAAUGACUUUGACUAUGUCGAUAGACAAUGGGGAAGUUCUGCGAAUUUGCGCUGGCAAUCGGUAAAAACAUAUUUCAGAUCAAUGGUUAAUUUACCCAGUUUACAUUGAAAUCGAGGCAUAGCACUUAAAUUUAUUGUUUAGUGUUAAGUUAUUUUAUUUAAUUUAAUUGUUUUGC
Drosophila willistoni is the source of this 1431-nucleotide messenger RNA. RefSeq names its product GTPase-activating protein RacGAP84C (gene RacGAP84C). Gene Ontology annotation, biological process: signal transduction. The record is from RefSeq and is a predicted model, not a curated record. Lineage: Eukaryota; Metazoa; Arthropoda; Insecta; Diptera; Drosophilidae. Bases 303 to 1364 code for a protein of 353 amino acids. The transcript has 3 exons.